Clonostachys byssicola is the source of this 1188-nucleotide messenger RNA. The record is from the annotation of a GenBank genome assembly. Lineage: Eukaryota; Fungi; Ascomycota; Sordariomycetes; Hypocreales; Bionectriaceae.
AUGCUCACAAUGGUUGACGACAAAUACAUCGGUUUAGCGCUUGCUAUAACGUCAGCAGUAACUAUUGGCACCAGUUUUGUCAUUACGAAGAAGGGCCUGAUACAGGCAGAGGAGCGACAUGGCUUCGAGGGCGAUGGCUUCGUAUACUUGAAGAAUCCCAUGUGGUGGGCAGGUAUCUUAUUAUUGGGCUCGGGAGAGGUUUUCAACUUUGCAGCAUAUGCCUUUGCGCCAGCCAUUCUUGUCACCCCUCUGGGUGCUCUGAGUGUUCUCGUAGGCGCCGUGCUGGGAUCAUAUUUCUUGAAAGAGGAACUAGGAACUUUGGGGAAACUUGGAAGUGCCAUUUGCCUAAUUGGUGCAGUUGUCAUUGUUCUCCAUGCACCUCCCGACGAAGACAUCAAGACUGUUGAUCAGAUCUUGCAGUACGCUAUCAAGCCAGGAUUCCUUCUCUACGCCGCCUUUGUUGUUGUAUUCGCCGUCAUAAUGAUCUACAGAGUCGCCCCGGUACAUGGCAAGAAGAAUGCACUCGUCUACCUGUCCAUCUGCUCGACUGUAGGAUCCAUUUCCGUCAUGUCGGUCAAGGCUUUCGGCAUUGCUCUCAAACUCACAUUCGCUGGCUCCAAUCAAUUUACGCACCCCUCGACUUAUGUCUUCAUCAUCGUCACGGCUGUUGCGAUUCUGACCCAGAUGAACUACUUCAACAAGGCACUCGCUUCCUUCCCUUCAAACAUCGUCAAUCCCUUGUACUACGUCACCUUCACCACCGCAACCCUGUCAGCAUCGUUCAUCCUCUUCAGUGGUUUCAAUACCACGGACACAGUCAACACUCUGUCUCUGCUUUGCGGCUUCCUCAUAACAUUCGCCGGAGUGUACCUGCUCAAUCUCUCAAGAGGCGAUCCCAAUGGCCAAAGGCUUUCGAGGGGUGGAGAAGACACCACGGGCACAGAUAUGGUCUCUCGAUUGAGUAUGCAGUCGAGGAGAAGUGGUGACCGCCGCCACAGUAUCAGCAGCCAGCAUGGUGAUCGAGACGGCCUGAUACGGGCGUACGAUGAAGAGGAGGCUGCGGGCUUUGGGCUAAAUGAUCUCGCGGAAGACAGCGAGGAGGACCGUCGACCCAGCGGCCAAGCCAAUGGCCAUGCCCGUGGCGGUGCUCGCCGCACCAAUGACAUCGAAUUGAAUAAUCGGCGGUAA